CUGUUGUCAAAGUACUGAAGUAAGAUGCUGUAAUUUCAGAAUUCUUAGAUUUAGAACGCAUAGAAGUCAGAAAUUACUUUCUUUUUCAGCGUUGAUCACUGCGCGUCAUGGCUACACCAGCGAACUACAAACAAAACACAUCAAUGUCGAUGCCAAGUCCUCAAAGCAAUCCGCACUACAUGAUUGCGGGGCCCCCAAUGAGUUUCGGUAUGAUGAAAGGCGGUAUGAAUGCACCGCCACACCAUAACCAAUACCAGUACCACCCGCAAUACCAAGGUGGACCCCCGAUGGGCCACGGGGGGUACGGAUGGCAACCCGCACCGCAACAACCCCGUUUCGGUGCAGAGAGCGCGCGGCGCGCCGCGGCCGGGGCGGCGCAGGGCGCGCAGGCCGGCAAGGAUGAUAAGACCAGCCCCUUCGUAUCCACCUUGCAUUCACAUCCUGGAUUUCAACCGCAGAAGAUCGGGAAAGGAGCUGGUGCGGGCGCCGGACUGCCCAAGCCCCCGAAGCCGCCAGAAAAGCCCCUCAUGCCGUACAUGCGCUACUCUCGCCGCGUCUGGGACAGUGUGAAGGCGGCCCACCCGGACCUCAAGCUGUGGGAGAUCGGCCGCAUCAUUGGAGGCAUGUGGAGGGAUCUGCCGGAGUCAGAGAAAGCUGUGUUUGUUGAUGAAUAUGAAGCGGAGAAGUCCGAGUACGAAAAGAGCCUGAAGGCGUACCACAACUCGCCCGCCUACCAGGCGUACAUCGCGGCUAAAAAUAAGGCCGUAGUAGUAGGGAGCUUGGAGGAGGAGAGUUCGAGCAAGAAGGGGAGCUCGCAGAAGGAGCAGCAGCAACAGGACAGGAGGAUUGACAUCCAGCCUGCAGAGGAUGAGGAGGAUCAAGACGAAGGUCUCUCGGUGAAGCACGUCGCGUACGCGCGUUACUUGCGCAACCAUCGUCUCAUCAACGAGAUAUUCAGCGACACGGUGGUGCCCGAUGUGCGCUCCGUGGUCACCACGGCGAGAAUGCAGAUCCUGAAGAAGCAAGUGCAGUCCCUGACGAUGCACCAGAAGAAGCUGGAGGACGAGCUGCAGCAGAUCGAGGAGAAGUUCGAGGCCAAGAAACGCAAGUUCAUCGAGAGCAGCGAGGCCUUCCAGGAGGAACUGAAGAAGCACUGCAAGCCGGCCGUGGACGACGACACCUUCCAGCGCAUGGUGGAGCGCGCGCUGGAGCAGAUGCGGCGCGGCAUCAACCCCGCCACGCAGUCCCUCGUCAGCGUCGAGAGGAAGGACGAGCCUAUGGAUCAAGACCAGAACGUGAUCAAACAAGAGAGCAACGGGCCCAACCCCCCCACGCAGGUGGACAAGGUGUCUACUACGGAAGUGAAACCCGACGGCGGCAAUGUCACCACAGAGUUGAAUAAGACCGAGCCUGAUGUCAAGAAGGAGGAGAAUGGACAUGCCGAGGAAGCCAUGAUGAUGGCGCCCACCGCCACCGCGCCGCCGCACGCGCCGCACGGCCCGCCGCCGCCCGGAGCGGUGGGGUACGCGUACGCGCCGCGCUACUACCCGGGCUACCCGCAGUUCCCGGCCGGCUACCCGCCGCGGCCCUACCUGCCCGAACACUACCACCCGCACCACCCGCAGCCGGACUACCCGACCGAGGAGCCGCCUGCGAAGAAAGAGGCCGAAUGAUUGUCACCCAAACGCGUCGUCAAGCGACGGCGCAAGUCCUCCUCGAAGGACGCCCAGUGAAUAGACACGUAGUGCAUUCAGUGGUUUUACUUGUAAGAACUAAAGUGCUACUCCAACCUCGAAAAUGGGUCUUGAAAGAAUUUUCACUAUUUGCAUUACUCUCGGGUGUAUGGUUUUGUUCUUAAAUAAAGCCAAUAUGACCUCGUGAUUUUUCGAGCUACGGAGAGUAGUUUUCAACAUAAUUAUACUAUAGUUCGUUUUUUUUAGCAUUAGAAAGAACUUGAAAGAAGGUAAGCGAUCUUGGCAUGUCUUUUAAUUCAAAAACGCUUUUUAAAAAUCAAUAACUAUUACUUAAUGAAAGCAGAAGAACAUAAAUGAUCGUAUUAGAUUCAUAAUUGUUACAUAUUUGCCGUAACUUAUUUUUUAAAUAUGUUUUUCAAUUAAAAGACACAUCAAGAUUGUUUACCUUAUUUCUAAUGCUAAAAAAAUGAAGUAAACGUUCAGUAUAUUUUAAACAUGCGUUUAGUGAUUCUGCCUGUUUUAUGGCGUUAUCCAUAAACGCGCUAAAAGCCUCGAUUAUCUAAUAAUAGUUUGUCUUAAUCUCUCAUUUUGACUUUUGAGGUUUGUAAUGUUUAUGAUUAAGUAUUUAUAAGGUUUUGUACCUCGUGUAAUAUUUUGAGAAGGUUAACUAUGUCAAACGUUAACUCAUAAUUUAGUGGUAGGUAUAUAUUAUAUUGGCUACUAAAAUGUGACCAUUUCUAUUUGUAACUAUGGAACUUAUAGGAAUACUAAUGUCGUUGACACCGUUGAAUUAAUGCGCUACUGAUUCUAAGUUGUAUUUUUUGUGUAAAUUAAGUACCUACUUCAUGAAUAUGUCUACAUUUGGAUUUUGUAAGAUUAACUAGGCUAUAAUUUUAUUAUGGGUUAUAAAAAGACGAUUGUAGUGCUUAGAAAUGUAAUUCUUAUAUACAAAAUAUGAUAAUUUCUCUUCUUGAUUUAGAUUAAUAAAUAAAAUUAAACUAGAAAUUCACAGGAUUUAUUUCCCCCUGUGAAACCCUGGUUCAAACGUCAAUACUUUAAAGUAAGUUAGACAUUUUGUAAAUUAUCUAUAUACGAUGUGUGAUAAAUAAAUAAUAGUAGCAUAUAAAAAGGUUUAAAGUUGUAAGUGGUUAAGGUUUAAUUGUUAUUUUUGUAGUACAUGAUCGUGCAUAAGAAAUCGCAUGAAUAAAUUAAGUCUUGUAAAGUGUGUGAAACUUAGACCUAGGUAUACGCUACUAUUGUUAAUAGAUUCAUCUACUUUUAAAAUCACACUUUUUUAUCUUUUGGCGUGCGUCGAGAAAAAGAUCAUCCGGUAAAAAUUGCUCUUGAAAUUGACAUAGGCAAACAACCAUCAGCCUCGCUAGCCCAAAAGCCACCUGGUGGAGAAAUCUGGAGAAACAGUCGCUAAAAAUACAAGAAACCUACUAUGACGGAGCCAAAUGGCGGAAGCAUAUUCAGAGGGCCGACCCCAAAUGAAAUGGGAAGAGGCACGGAGAAAGAAGACAUUUUUAUCUUUUGGCCAAUUUUUAACAUACUUAUGUCAAUUUUUACUGAUUUAUGCACAUGCGCAUCAUAAGCGCAUUGUAAUAUGCGUACUUGAAUAAACUAUUUUUUAUCUUUAUCAUGUCUAAAUCUAAUGAAUAUUUUAUGAAUAUUUCAUAAACGGAAUAUGUAAUGUUCCUGCCAAAUAUCAUGAAUAUUGGAUCAAUAAUACUAUGAUGUUGUCAAGAGUUCAAGUCCUUACCAACGUAGCAAGUGACAAGAGUGUGAAAGUGUCAGCUUUUCCACACUCGCUAGCUCGCUACCAAGUCUGUGGAGAAAUUGGCUUUAUAUACGAUUCUAAUGAAAUUUAAGUACAUAACACGAAAGUGUACACCUAGCUAGUUUGACACCAACGCCCGGUCGAUAAAAGAGUGUGGUUGUAAAAGUGUUUGUUGCCGGUUUAUCUGUCGUCUAUCCGGUUGCUGUUGCGGCCGAACUGCGCGAUGACGGGCCGCCCGCUCAGGAUGGUGCCAUUCACUUCCUGCAUCGCCUGUAUCGCCACGUCCUCAUCUGGAUACAAUAAAUAGUUUGUAAUAACAA
Messenger RNA from Cydia fagiglandana, 3794 nucleotides. RefSeq names its product SWI/SNF-related matrix-associated actin-dependent regulator of chromatin subfamily E member 1-like (gene Bap111). Gene Ontology annotation, molecular function: nuclear receptor binding; nucleosomal DNA binding. Gene Ontology annotation, cellular component: SWI/SNF complex. The transcript is spliced from 15 exons. The record is from RefSeq and is a predicted model, not a curated record. Gene Ontology annotation, biological process: negative regulation of DNA-templated transcription. Lineage: Eukaryota; Metazoa; Arthropoda; Insecta; Lepidoptera; Tortricidae. The coding region runs from base 108 to 1673 and encodes 521 amino acids.